Molecule: messenger RNA, 696 nt
Organism: Metopolophium dirhodum (rose-grain aphid)
Lineage: Eukaryota; Metazoa; Arthropoda; Insecta; Hemiptera; Aphididae
Product: facilitated trehalose transporter Tret1-2 homolog
Exons: 3
Coding region: 1-696 (231 amino acids)
Biological process (GO): transmembrane transport
Cellular component (GO): membrane
Molecular function (GO): transmembrane transporter activity
Source: RefSeq, a predicted model, not a curated record
AUGCUACAAGAGAUUAAAUAUUAUAGGUACUAUCUUAUUGUUAAAUUUAUGUGUAUUAUUUCACAGAUUUUUGAAAUAAAGGAAAACCAUUAUUUGUUUUUGUAUUUUACGAAAAAACGAUUUUGGCGACCGCUAUUGAUCAACGUCUGUUUAAUUAGUAUUCAACAAUUUAGUGGUCACUUUUCUCUAACGUAUAAACUUCAAUGUCUUUACGGAAUACUAUCUAUAAGUGAAAUUAUACCGACCGUGACUGACAUCUUACUUCUCCAACUUAUUACAUGUAUUAUAUGUUUAUACAUCGUCAGUGUUUUGGACAAGAAAAAUUUAUUAAUCAUUUCGGGAUUAGGAAUGGCAAUAACUUUAUCUUUAAUGAAUGUCGCAUACCAAAUAGAAAUUCAAGAUAAAGAUGAACAAUGGUUACCUAGUUUAAUUUUAAUUUAUAUUAUAUUUUAUUCAAUCGGAUAUGGUCCAGUUCCUUGGAUGUUAAUGUCCGAAAUAUGCCCAAGAUCAUCGAGAUUGUGGACUUCUGGCGUCACAGUCAGUUUAUACGCUUUCCUGAGUCUAGUCAAUAAUCAAUCAUUUUACGAAAACAUUAGACUAUAUUAUGUAAUGAACAUUUUCACUAUUGUAAGUGCAAUUGGUGCAUAUUUUGCAUAUUUGAAUGUACCAAAAAUAAAAGACUGUAUUCUUACAUAA